Messenger RNA from Mugil cephalus (flathead mullet), 3937 nucleotides. It is a transcript of the gene dcbld2, whose product is annotated as discoidin, CUB and LCCL domain containing 2. The transcript has 14 exons. NCBI's taxonomy places the organism in Eukaryota, Metazoa, Chordata, Actinopteri, Mugiliformes, Mugilidae. Bases 253 to 2400 code for a protein of 715 amino acids. The record is from RefSeq and is a predicted model, not a curated record.
UGUGUGUGUAUGUGUGUGUGUGCGCGUGUGUGUGUGUGUGUGUGGAGCUGCAGUUACCUCCAUAGUGAGAGUGUCGCGAACCACUGGAUCGUCAAAGGAGACGCAAAAAGAAAGAAGACAUCCUCGGGGAGGGAAGUAGGACGCGCGACUCGGUCUGGAAGGACGCUUCUUCCCCGUUUCCUCGCUCCAGGUUGAAGCGGUGCGGCCGGUCGGUCCCGAAGCGAGCAUUAUGCAUUCAGACUGCAGGCUGCUAUGGGCAGAGCGGUAAUGGUGGGCAGGGGACCGACAGGGGCCGGGGUUCUCGUCCUGUCGAUUCUCAUCAUUCUCACCACGGAGGGCUGUCGAGCUCAGAAAGGUGAUGGCUGUGGCCCCAGCGUGCUCGGCCCCAGCAGCGGGACUCUGUCCUCUCUGGGGUACCCGAGGACAUACCCCAACGACACGGUGUGCGUGUGGGAGAUUAGCGUGCCCCGCGACAAGAGGAUCCACUUUCGCUUUGCCUCGUUGGACAUAGAAGACAGCGACUGCCAGGUCAACUACCUCCGCCUCUACAACGGCGUUGGACAGGAGAGGAGCGAGAUUGUUAAGUACUGUGGACUGGACCUGAAGGUCAAGGAGCUGAUCGAGUCCACUGGCAACCAGGUCACCGUCCAGUUCAGGAGUGGGACCCACCGCAUCGGACGUGGAUUCUACCUGUCCUACUCCACCACCGAACACACAGAUCUAAUCACGUGCCUGGACAAAGGAACGGAUUUCCCUGAGGCAGAGUUCAGUAAAUACUGUCCAGCUGGCUGCUUGACAUCCACAGAGGAGAUUUCUGGGACCAUACCUAAUGGAUACAGAGAGUCGUCCCCUCUGUGCGUGGCAGCGGUCCAUGCAGGUGUGGUGUCCAACGCAGCGGGAGGGAGGAUCAGUGUGGUCAGCAGCAAAGGCAUCCCUCACUAUGAGGGCACACUGGCUAAUAAUGUCACUUCCACUGGAGGAACUUUGUCAAACAGCCUCUUCACCUUUAAGACCAACGGCUGCUAUGGAACGCUGGGUUUGGAGUCGGGUGUUGUUGCAGACACUCAGCUCAAUGCUUCAUCCGUGUGGGACUGGAGCGUCAACUCUGGUCAACACAGCACGUGGGCGGCGACGGGGGCGCGGCUUAAAAAGGCAGAGCUGCUGCCCUGGGCGCCUUCUCAGAACGACCAGCAUCAGUGGCUGCAAGUCGAUCUCAAGAGGGUGAAGAGGAUCACAGGCAUCACCACCACCGGCUCCACCCGGAGAGAUUACCCGUACUACGUUUCAGCGUACCGAGUCCUGUGGAGUCACGACGGCAAACGGUGGUUCAGCUACAGGGAAGCGAAUUCUACGCAAGACAAGAUUUUCCAAGGCAACAUCAACUACCUGCACGAGGUGAGGAAUAACUUCAUUCCUCCCAUCGAGGCCCGGUUCGUGAGGAUAAAUCCCACCUCGUGGCACCAGAGAAUCGCGCUCAAGCUGGAGCUGCUCGGCUGCCAACCUCCUCAAGUGAGGCUGGCUACCCCUUCUCGUCAUAGUCCACCUCCGGCAGGUACAAAACACCCACCUCAUUUUGGCCAAACCACACACACCCCAGACAUACGGAACACCACCAUGCCUCCACACACCAGUAAAGAUGUAGCGUUGGCGGCAGUUCUGGUUCCCGUGUUGGUCAUGGUCCUGACUGCUUUCAUCUUGACUGUGGUUUGUGCUUGGCACUGGAGGAACAGGAAAAAAAGCUCUGAAGGGACGUAUGACCUUCCUCACUGGGACCGCACAGGUACGCCGCCACUCCACAGCAGGUCUUUGCGUCGGUUUUAUUUUGUGAGUCGGUGCAACUCAUCUGGUUGUGCGUCCGCUGCAGACUGGUGGAAGAGCAUGAAGCAGCUGCUGCCCUCCAAGAUGGUGGAUUCGGAGGAGUCAGUUCGGUACAGCAGCAGUGAAGUCGGCCGGCUGACGGGGAGAGGCGCCGUACCCCGACUACACGCUGAACCUGCAGAAUAUGCCCAGCCACUAGUGAGCGGUGUGACGACACUAGGCGCACGAUCAACCUUUAAACCAGAUGAGGGGCCUGACCCGGGAUACUCGGACCCGGACCUGUACGACGCCCCCAUCUCGCCGGACGUUUACCACGCCUACGCGGAGCCGCUGCCUGCUUCGGGGUCUGAAUACGCCACACCCAUCGUGGUCGACAUGGGCUGCCACCUGUCAGGAGGCGGCGGCGGCGGCGGCUCCUCUUUCAUGGGCGCCGGGCCCAACUCACUGCUCACACGGACGGACAGCGGUCAGUCGGGGAGGUCGGCGUACGAUACACCCAAAAAUGCCACUGGACAGGCCGCUGAGGAUCUGACCUAUCAGGUGCCUCAGAGUAGCACUCAGAAGCCGACAGGGCAGAGCUGAAGAGUCAGGGUGAACGUGGCCUUAAUCUGCCCCCCCCGCUACCAAAAAAAAAAAAAAAAAAAACCCCAGUGGACAAAGAUAGAGGGUUAUUGUUGUUGGAGGAGGAAAAGGAGGAGUGACCUUGCCAGCCUUUGAGCCUGGGCUCGAGCCUUGAAUGAACACUACCUUAGCUUUAGAUUCAUCUGGAGAUGUCUGUAUUGCCUAAAACGUUUCUGCAUGGCCACAAACUGCUUGUGUAGCGCCAUCACAGUCCUAUCACUGAAACCACAAAGAUGAAUGUGUUAGUGCCAGGCGUGCGAGUCGGACGACGAGGAGAAACGCUGACUACUAUUUGAUAAAGACUUUUUUUUUGUCCCUGUUCUGUGAUUCUUAGUAGUUACUGCAUCCUGUAAAGCUGUGAUUUCACUUCUUGUCUUUGUUAUCCUGUUACAUACUGAACCAGGUUCAGAUGAAAUGUGCCCGGUGAUUUACACUCAAAUCCAAGGGUUUUCUUACUGAAUUAGUUGCAUGUUGCAUCAAAGUACCCUACACCCGAGGCUAAAGAGUUCCUCCUUUUGUAGAGAGACUCUUUGCCUUCCACGGUACAUUUUUGUCUUACUUUGUUUUAAAGGCAUGACUUGAAAUUGUGUAUAGUACUAAUUCCAUUACUGCAAUCCUGUUAACACUCAAAUGAUUUACUGAUAUUUAUUUUUAUUUCACAUCCUGCUGAUAGGGAGAGAAUCUUAUUAAUGAAUACCCCACCGCUAACCAGAUUCAUAGGUGAUCAAAGAACUGGGUGUCGUAUUGUUGUGAACACCUGACUGACCAUAAGUCAUUUUUUUUGUUACAUCCUUUUAGAGUAUUGUAUCGAGGAGAGUCAACCCAGUGAAUAUCCCAAAGAGGAAAUUCUUCUUUGUAGUAUCGGAGACCAAAUGUUGCCUUUUUUUUGUGUGUGUGUGUGUUUAUGCAAUGUUGAUUCACGACGACUUUCACAAUCGUGCCAAGUUUAGCCAAAUAAACGUUAAAGCGGUCUUAACGUAGGAUCUGUUCAGAGUUACAUGAUGCAAAAUUAAAAGGUACACAGAUGAGCGAUAGUGUAUAUGUUACAGCUGUGAUCGUUUUACUAGUUUUGAGUGUUUGUCCUGAACUUUUCUGAUUUUGUGAAUUGUGGUGUUUGUCUGAAAAAAGGGGUGUUUGAUCUGACCUAAUACAUUUAGGGUGUUCCUUCCUUGUAUCUUUGUGCAUCGGUGUCUGUACGUGCGUUGAGCUGUUUCCAUAUUUCAAUGUGUUUUUUGUUUUGUUUUUUUGUGGACUGGUUCAUGACGUGGCUGGUAGCCACACACUUGGUCUGCAGCAGGAGGAGACAAACAGGACACCACCCUCACCAGAGGCAUGGUGCUUUUUUUUUUUUUUUUUAUUUCAAAACAGCUGUGCCACCAUCAUGUUUCAGUUUUACCCUCAGUGACCCGGGUACAGAGCUGUUCCCUGGUCACAGAGGGGUCGUUGAUGUGGCUCUCACUGAUUGUAUAAAGAGAAAUAAAGAGUUUUUAAAAAGGAA